AUACGACUCGGCCUUAAUGGCCAAUUAACAUAAAAUUGAUAAUUUGAAGCUCAUUAAUAUAAUAGUUGUGUGGUUAUCUUAUGUACAACAAUGUACCAAGUCAGGUGGCCAAUGACGGCCACACAUCUUAACCUUGCCAACGAGCUCCUUAUAUAAAUAGCUAUAGCCUUAAAUUUUGAAUUUAGACAGAAUGAAUAAACUAUGAAUAAGCAAACACUGAGGUGUCAACUUAGAAAACACUGAAAGUAAGAAUAUAAGUUUAGUAAUACUUUCGACCUCUGGAUAUGAUGGAGAUAAAAUGACAAAAAUUAUUGUGACUCUCUUCUUUAUCACAAAUUUCAUAUUCGCCCAGGAGAUCCUAGAUCAUUCGAGUGAAUCACCAGAGGGAGGUAUCACAAGAUUGGACUUGUCCAAAAAGGGACUGACAUCACUGAAGGACUACAACUUUUCGAAAUAUCCCCAACUGGAAGAGAUCGAUCUGUCGGACAAUAACAUAACGCACAUCAAGGAAGAGGCGUUCGUAAAAAAUGAGAAGCUUCAAACCAUCAACUUAUCCGGAAACAAGCAUUUGGAGUUUCCGAAGUAUUCGACAAUUUUCAUCUCGAAAAUCGCCAACUUGAACAUUUCUGGUUGCGGCAUUCGGGCACUGCCGCAGUCGGCCUUUGACGGUCUGCGAUAUCUUAAAACCAUAGAUCUAAGUGAUAACCCUCUGGAGGAAAAGAGUUUUCCCACCACGCCUUUCAGUACAAUUGAAAAUUUGGAAAAGGUGAUAUUGCCGGUCGAAAAUAAGCCGCUCCUCAAAGAGUUGUGCUUGUCGUUUAAUUUAACCGUUACAAUCCGAAGCAAAGACGUCAACAUUCCCGCAGUACAAUGUUCGAAUUAUGUUAACUAUGAGGAGUCUGAAGAGGAGGAUCACACGACAGCUGUACAUGAUCCAGAAACGACCCCGGUGGAGGUACAGGAAGAAGCCAUAAUCACCGAAGCUCCUCUGCCCAAACCGAGGUUGGAGCCCAGAGAGGAGAAAGUGGAGUCACCGGUGGAAAGUGCAAACGAAACUGAAAUACAAACGACAAAGCACGUUGAAAUUAGCACAAUCGCACCCAAAUUGGAGCCACGAGUGAUUCCACCAGAGGUAAAGCCCAACGACACUGUCCCAAACAUUCCAGCUACCAUCAACGUAACCUCCCCUGAAGUCACCGACAUCCCCGCUGAAAUCAAAGAGCCGCAACCAAGACUGGAAAACACAACUGAUGCGCAAGCGAACAAAUCUGAAAAAAUUCAGCAGGAAGCCGAAGAACCUGCCAAAGUCGGCGAGGUGACCGCGACCAGCAACACCGGAUCGACGAUCCUCAUCGUGCUCGUCGUCCUGGUCGUAGUGGCCGGGCUCGCCGCCUUCGGCUACAAGUUCUACAAGAACAAAACGGCGCGCGCCGAGUCCGAGCAGGUCGAGCGCGAGCUGAAGGAAAUCGUCGCCAACAAGAACAUCCGCGCCGAAAUCCCACUGGACGUCGUCGAGAAGGAGCCGCUGAUGAACAACCACCUCGGCAAGGAGAACGGUGACGUUAACAGCGCUCCCGCAGGCAGCAAACGCAACAGCGGCAGCCCCUAUCAGCCCACGACCACAACCUUCAAGCCAGACGGGGCAAGUUAAACUACUGGCGAGGGGGGUACUUAAAAAUCAGACAAGUUUACACUGUAUUUAUUUGUAAGACGUAAAAAUAGUUCAUUUUGUAUACCACUACCGAAGUAAGUUAAUGACAACCCCAAUCCGAUGAAUAUUUUGUAUUGGUAAAAGCAGUUUGUACAUAAGUAUUUUAUUAAUAGAACUUAGAUUAAUUGCGACGCAGUUCAAAGCCCCAUUUUUAAAUAGCGGAGUCGUAUAAAUAGGCGAAGAAUUAAUAGAUCGGCUUCCGGUUGUUUUGGCUUCGGUUAAAAUAUUAAUUGUUUCUGGAAUAAAUUCGUUAUGGAGCCGGCA
Molecule: messenger RNA, 1975 nt
Organism: Photinus pyralis (common eastern firefly)
Lineage: Eukaryota; Metazoa; Arthropoda; Insecta; Coleoptera; Lampyridae
Exons: 5
Coding region: 299-1651 (450 amino acids)
Cellular component (GO): extracellular matrix
Molecular function (GO): protein binding
Source: RefSeq, a predicted model, not a curated record